GAGGGAGGGAGGGAGGGAGGGAGGAAGGAAUUAAUUUGGCAUAUUUGUCAGGUUUGGAUUUUUUGGGCUGAGGGUAUGGUAUUGAGAAUGAGCACACACCCUGGGUCAAACAGUUGCAAUGCACUCUAGGAAGAUGCUGCUUGAUCAGGAAGGCUGAGAGAGAUGAUCCCACUGGUGGUCCCUUCUAGCCUUGCCCAUUCUGGGAUUGUGAGCUAUGUCAGCUGUGCACUCCAUGUUCACUAGUCCAGGUACGUCAGUGGGAGUUCUCCACCUCCUUCACACUCAGAUGGACAAAGUGUUGUUCUUGGCUUUGACAGUGUAGAAACGAGCUGGUCCCAGAGCAGCCUUUUGUCCCUUCUCCUCUGGAUUGUCCACAAACACAGUUCUUAGUGCUGUUUUUCCAUCUGGUCUUCCUGGCUCUCCUGAAGUGUUGGUAGCCCAGCAUGCAGUGUGUGCAGUGUGCUCUUCAGCUGCCUUUUCCUGGCCGUUGCAGGGUGGAGCACGUUCGGAUGCACGCCAAGCACCGUGGGCACGAGGCGAUGUAUGCCGAGAUGGUGCUCAUCCUCAUCGCCACCCUGGUGGUGGCACAGCUCCUCCUGGUUCAGUGGAAGCAGCGGCACCCUCGCUCCUACAAUGUAAGUGACCCCCAGCCCGUCUGCCUCCAACACUGCAUGAGAUGUUGAGUGGUGCCCUCCUUUUGCUGAUGGAAAAGCGUUCUGCUUUUCCUAUUGUCUGGUGUUGGGGUUCCUUUGUCUUCCCCGCAUUCCCUUCUUUCUCCCAGCACGUGGGGGAUUCUGGCUAGGGAUGAGGAUGGAUGAACCUGAAGGCCUCAUGUUUCUGUUGGAAGCGAUGCAAAUAACUCAGAGGGACAUAGGGUUUUAACAUCAGGGAUGGACAAGCAGAUCCUGCGGGUUGUCCUGAGGGAAGCUGCAUUUUGUGGGUGCUUCCUUGGAAGCAGUGGGGACUUCUUGCUGCUGGCAGCUUGGGUUUGAUGGUUCCUGCAGCACUGUGCUGAGCAGACCUGCCACUUGCUGAUGCCACCAGCUUCUCUGCCUCUGUUAGUUACCUGAAACAAUUCUGACUUCCUUGUCAUAAUAAUAAUACUGAUUUAAUGUUUCCAGGUAGUACCUGUAGUGCUGUGUGAACUUUAAACCAACCCUGUUUGCCUGUUUCCCUCCAGCAGCACUGUGGGAGCUCAGCUGCACAGCUGUAGAUCCUUUUGGGAACAGGCUUGCAGAGGCAAGCCCAAACCUUCUUGCCUCAUGUGAUAUCUGUCUGAGGUGACUGUGGUUGCAGUGUUGGGACCCUGGGAAGGCAAAGGUUUAUGUAGCUGCCUUACAACAAUUAUUUGUGUGAUCAUCUCCCAUACCUUCCUCUGGAGAUGAUUUCUCUGCAUUCUCCUGCCAGCUGUGCCCUUUGUUACCAAAAAUCACAUGGCUGCGGCCUCUGACUCCCUCACAACAUCACAGAACUGUUUGGGUUCGAAAAGCCCCCUGAGAUCAUUGAGUCCAACAGUUCUUCCUGCACUGCCAAGCCCUGCAAUAAACCAUGUCCCCAAGUGCCACAUCCACAGAGCUUUUAAAUCCCUGCAGAGACGGUGACUCCAUCACUGCCCCAGGCAGCCUGUGCCAGGGUUUCACCACCCUUUCUGGGGAGAACUUUACCCAAUACGCAACCUUAACCUCCUCUAGAAACAAAACUUGAGGCCAUUUCCUAAUGUCCUGUCACUUAUUACCUUGGAGCAGAGACUGAGCCCUGCUUGGCUAUAACCUCUUUUCUGGCAGAGGCAGAGAGCAGGAAGGUCCUCCCUGAGCCUCCUUUUUUCCAGGCUGAGCCUCCCCAGCUCCCUCAGUUGCUCCUCAUCAGACUCAUGCUCCCUUCCCCACCUCUGCUGCCCUUCUCUGGACACACACUAGCAUAUCAGUGUCUUUCUUGUGAGAGGUCCGUGACUGAACCCAGGAUUGGAGGUGCCUCACCAGUGCCCUUCCCAGGGGAGCGGUCACUGCUUCAACCCUGUGGGGUCACACUAUGGGUAACACAAGCGGGGAUGCCCUUGGCCAACUGGGCAUGCUGGUGGUGGUUUUUGCCCAGCACUUAGAGGUUGGGGUUAGUAUAGGCAAGGGGAGAAGCAUGACCUUUCUGCUCAAGUGAUGUGGCAUCAAAGCUAUUCCUGUGAACCUGAUGCCAAAACUAGUUUUGAUUUUAUAUUUUCUUCAUAUAUAUUCAUAGCUCUUUAGACUGAUAUAGUAUAGUUAUAUAGUUUCUAUCUGUCUCCAAUGUUUUUCCUACUCUGAUACCUACCCUAUUUGCCCCUGGAGGCCUCCAACUAAAGGCCAGCUUUUAUAUUACCUCCUUUAUUGAAAUUGUCUCAUAGGUGUGUUGUUUUGUUCCUAGAUUUUUAAGGCAGCAGUUCCUUGGAGAGCCAGGCAGGAGCACCUGCUCCAGAGAUGAGGGUAGCAGAGUGGGUCUGGCUGCAUGGGGCCUGCCCUGGCUCAGGAUAAUCCAGCUCUGUGUGUGUCCCUGCAGCCUGCCCAGCACUCCAUCUUCACCCAUGGGGGACAUCAUGCAGACCCCGCAGUUUCAGCUGCGGUGGCUGAAGGAGCAGCUGGCUUUUGAGAGAGAGAACCGGGAAGAGCUGGAGGUGGCGGAGAGUCAGAAGCUCAUCAUGGAGAAGGGUCAGUCGCUAGCAGGACGUCCUGGGGUGCAGGGAGGGGUCUGUGGGGCAGAGAUCUCCCCUUGUUUCUCUGACUUUUCUGUUGUGACCCCACCACGACUCUGCUCAUGCAUGGUCCAUCCUGCCAGGCUGCAAGUAAGACUCCAGCUGCCUUCUUCUGUCUUGUGCUCCCUUUUACAUCCUGGGUAUAAUAAUGAUUAGCCAAUUUUAUCAACAAAGAAUUUUAUUGAGAAACAGUAAUAUAGAAGUCAGAGAAAGCCACAAGCAAAAAUCAGUGCCAAGCCCAGGGUUGGCACUGAGUGAACCUCAGCUUCGGCCUCUAUCACACCAAAGCUCCCUGAGUUCACAAAUUCGGUCCUUGCAGAGUCCACUUAUAUACAGUUUGUGGCUGUGUUAUGAACAGAUUUCCAGUGGGUGUGAGGGCUUGGGAAGCUGCCCGUGUUGGCUGCUGUGGCCCUGGGAGGGGGGCAGGGCUGUGCCUCUGGAGCACCAGCCGCCGGGCAGCCACGGCCGCGCCGUGCGGCCCUGACGGGCGCAGCCACUGCUGGCGGGAGCCACGGCCAGGCUCUGAACAGAGUAAAAAGGGGGGGUGGACACUGGAACCCCCAGCGUUUCCCGGUAGGGAGGGGUUGUGCCAUCCCUGUCCUAGCGAGACAGCCGCACCAUCCCCCCAGAGGAAAAUGCAGAGCAGCCAUUAGCAUAUUAAAAGAGUUUCUGAGUACUCAAAAUUCAACCCCUUCCUCCCAAUUUGUGCCAUUACCCAGCCUUUUAGAAAAAUGGGAGUUUUUCCAUUUUGCAGAGAAACCCCAUAGCCUAGAAGAGGCUGCCCUGUGGCAUUCUCCUACCUCAUUAAAAUGUGAGAAGGAGCGGCUCCUAUCUAAAUGGCCCUGUCAUUGUUUGGCUGUAACUACCUUUUUCAGCAGGGAUACCCUCUUCCCGACCAGGACAAAUGCAUAUGCAUUUGUAUAUGCAAAUAAAACUGACCCUGUGAAUCCUGGGAGGGUUUUUUUGAGAGGAAGUGCACCCCAAGAUGAGAAGCUAGAUGCAUCAGAGGAGAAUUAGAGAGUGCCCUGGCCGAGGAAGGAGUGGAUGCACCCCCUGGCCUGGUUUGAAGAUUCACCCUGACCUAUGAGGAGUCUGAAUGGAAUGGCAGCCAGCCAGCUGAAGUGACUGCCAUAGAUGUUAGGAAACUCUCAAAGUUUUUUCCUGAGGGUAAAGAGCUGACUCUGUACUCCAGUGACAGACUCCCACUGCUCUGCCAGACCAGACGGUUGACCAGAGAGAGCUUCUAGCUGUUUCUGUGGAGACAAGGAUUUGCUACCUACUGGGGGCAGCUGAGUGAAGACCCACAACAGUACCUGCGCCUUGGGACCACCACAGCAUCGUGAAAACCUCGGUUGGACUCUGCAAUCCUGCUGAUGACUUUAAUAAAGAGCUGAAUAUUAAUAAAGGCAUAUGCCCAGUUCUUUUCAGCUGGACAGUGGGUUGCACCAUACUUCUUUUGUUUCUCUUGUUUCUUCAACAUAUUCAUGUAGCCUCUUUUCCUUGCUGCCAGUAUGUUGAAUAGUUUUCCAAGAAGGGGUGAGUACUUGAUUCGAUUUCUGGGAACCGAUGCACACCCUGGAUGAGGGAGUAUAGAUCCAUAUCAGAUAUUAAUCACUGGGUCAUUGUCAGGUCCCUCUCUGGAGAAGGCCCAUCUCUUUUCAGUGCCACCCUUCUGUUGCACAUGGGUCCCUUCCCUUGUUACUGGCAAGGGCAUCACAAUUCCUGAACACUUUUGAUUCUUAAGCAUGAAUGACUUUAUACCAUACAUACAUACCAAACACUAAUUAUUUCAUAUCAUAUAUCACACUGGGCAACAAAAGCCAUGACUGAAGCAACACCUAUGCUGAGCAGCAGUGCUGGUAGCCUGGCUCUUUGAUCUCCAGCCGUAGAGGGAUUCUGUGCAGAAAUGCUGUUGUUGGGGCUUCAGGUGAUGUGAAAAGUUGGUAACAGGCCCUUUCUUGCCCCCUGCCACAGAUGCUCAGAUCACCAUGAUGCAGUAGUGGAUGGAUUGCUUGGUAAAGCUCAAUGGGAAGCAAGCUGAAUUCCAGGUGGAGCCCAAAGAAAUGGAGGAGCUGAAGGAAAAGAACAAGAGAUAAUCCUCCAGGAACAUGCACUCCUUCCUCCUAGGUGGGACCUUGUCACUCUCACAUCCCCAGACUCCAUGUUGUCUGUCUCUUUCCUGAGCCAGGAGCACAGUCAGGCCUGCCAGCAGCUGCAGGCUGAGCAGGAGAAGGUGGCUGUGCUGGAAGCCCAGGCAGAGCAGCUGGCUGGCCUCCAGGCUGACCUGUCCAGCACUCAGGCAUGGACAAAGGAGAAGGAGAAUGAAGAGCAGAAGCUGAGGGCCGAGAUUUCCUUCCUGCAGGAGAAGAUGGCUGUGGCAGAGCAAACAGCAGCCCAGCGCAUGGCCAAGCUGGAGGCAGAUGCCUAGAGAGCUGCUGAGGUACUGGAGGGAGUCCAGCAGCUCUCCCAGGAGAAGAUCAAAUCCAAGGAGUUGGAAGGCACCAUGGAUCAGCUGCGGAUUGCAGAGAAAGCUGUGUCCCUCCGCUCUGCCAUGCAGGAGAAGGAGAACUGGAAGGAGCAAAUGUCCCAGUGUGUCCAGGAGAUGGAGAGGAAGAACAGCCUGAUCAGCAGCCUGGAGCAUGAGGUCUCCAUCCUCCAUCACCAGGUGACGGAGAAGGAAGGGGAGAGCAAGGAGCUGAAACGCCUGAUCCUGGCUGAGUCGGAGAAGAAGCUGGAGGAGAGGCUGCAAGUGCUGCAGACAGAGAUGGCUACUGCAGCCUCCCGUGCAGCUGAGAGGUGCUCGCUGAUGAAGGUGGAGGUGCAGCGCUGCCAAGAAGAGGUGGAGAAGCAGAGGAUGACCAUCAAGGCCCUGAAGAGGGACCGCCAUUGCCAGAGUGAGCGGGAGGAUGAGCUGCGGCAGGAGACAAAGGUCUGCCAGGACAAGUGCCUACAGAAGGAGCAGCUCCUGGCUGCCCUGCAGCAGGAGCUCGACAGCGCUCAGGCUGAGCGUGCCUCCCUGGAAAGCCAGCACCACCAGGACCUGGAGCAGAGAGCAAAAGCCAUGUCCACACUGCAAGCCGAGCUAGCGCAGGCCAAGCUGGAGGUGGCUGAGGUGCCGUCACUGCGGGAGCAGUUGGCAGAACGGGACCAGGCCAUUCAGCGGCUGCAGGCUGAGGCAGCAGAGGCUGGGACACAGCUGGCAGGGCUGCAACAGGCCAAUGCUUGGCUGGCCAAGGAGAACCAGGGGCUCAGCAAGAGCUGCAGCCAAGGGCAGCAGCAGCUUGAGGCGGAAUUGGGCCAGGCCAGGGAACGGCACACGAAGGAGCUGGAGCAGCUGCGGGCAGCGUCUGAGAAGCUGGUGACCAGCAGCAGGCAGGAGGCUAAGGAGGCUGUACAGAAGCUGGAGGACCUGAGAAAGGAGUAUGAGAGCAGCAAAGCAGCAGCCCUGGAAGAGAGGAAGAAACUCCUGGAAGCCAAGCAGAGACUAACAACUCAGGUAGAGCAGCUGGAGAUAAUCCAGAAGGACCAAACUCAGCAGGUCACACCAAAUGCUGGCUGCUCAGUGACAGUGCACAGCCCUCCUUACUUGUCACUUCACGCUGGAGCUGUUACCUUGAGGGCUACCAGCUCUCAGUUGGAAGCCUCAGUGGUGCCAUCAGACAGUGAAGAGUCACUGCUGUCUCAGCGGCUGCCCCAGAGGAAAUCAUCCCUGGAGAGUCUCUACUUUACCCCUAUCCUCUGUGAGACGCCGUCACAGCUGGGGAGCAGCCCAAACUUCCCGGGUGAAUUCUCGCGCAAGACCCGCUCAGCCCAGCGCCGCACGACCAUCAACAUCACCAUGACAGAUAAACAGGCAGAGUCUGAGGAACUGGCCAGCGUCAAGAACAUUCCAUUGGCUCAGUCCACAAAAACUUCUUCUCCUGCUAAGAGCCAUCUGCGCUCAGGUGUCUCCAUCCGUUCCCUCACCAGCUUCCCCUCCCAGGAAACUCUUGCAAAGCUGGAAACCUCCCCAGAGAAGACCCCUGGCAAUUCAGGAUUGUUGGGUCUCCCUGGGUACCGGCCAGCCACCUGUAGCUCCAUGCGCUUGCAGCAGACCAGCACCUCCAGCCUCGGCCAGAACACCAUGAAUCUGGGCAUGUGCCAGGAUGAGCCGGAGCAGCUGGAUGAUUGGAACCGCAUUGCAGAGCUGCAGUGGCGGAACCCCCCCCUGCACCUGAAGACCAGCUACCCCCUAGAGAACAUGCCGUCCACCUCCUUGGGAACCAUCACAGAUGAGGACGUGAAGAUGAGGGACCCAGAAGAGACACUGCGACGUGCCAACAUGCAGCCCUCCCAAAUGAUCACCACCGGCAGCGAGGCAGGCAGCCAGCGCAGCACCCAGGCCAGCAGCAUCACCAUCCGGCAGCAGAGGAAGCGCCUCUCAGAGGAGACCCAUCAGGGCCCUGACACCCCCCCAUCCAAGAAGCCAACCAGCUGCUUCCCACGGCCCCAGACCAGCCAGGACCGCGGUGAGCAGAGUGGCUCCCAGGUCAGUCAAGAGAGCGAGCAGCCAGCCCAAGCCAUCCAGGCUCAGAGGCGCCAGUCGAUGGCGUUCAGCAUCCUCAACACCCCCAGGGAGCUGGGGCGGCGCCUGCUGCGCCGGGCAGUCGCCCAGAGGAGCACUCCCACAGCCUCCACCAGCAGCGGCACCCGCCGUUCAUCCCGCAUCGCCACCACCAAGUCCCCCAGGGGCAAGGCCAGUCGCCAGUCACACAAGGACAAGCAAUCCUGAGGUUUCCCCAGUCCCCACGUUGCUGGCUCUGCCCUGGUCCCCACCUGCAACCCCACACCUCUCCCUGUCUCUCCAGGGCCCAGGAGCACUGAGGGGGAACAGGUGAGGCCACCCACGACUGCCUUGCAUAUCCCACUGACAGCUAUGGGGGUGCCCUGGGCAUGGCAAGGGCUCCUUGCCCUUCCUGCACCCAUUGUCACCCUAAACCCUUCUGGGACCCAAGGCAAGGGGAGGCACAGGGAUUGAGGGCCAGAAACACACAGGUGUGCAGGGGCUGGCACCAGGCAGCAGCUGCAGGAGCUGAGCUCUCCCUAGGGAUAUCCUGCAGCCCCAGUUACAGGGACAGAGCUGAAAUUAGCAUCCCUAGGGCCACAACCCCUGCUUACUGUCUGGGGGACUCCCCCACCUGCCCUGUCCUCUGACUCCUCCCAGGGAAGCUGAGGCAGCAUUUUAAAUAUUUCUACUUGUAAAUAAAGUGUAUUUUUCACCUGCUCUGGGGGUCCUGGCUUCCUUCUACAGUCCAUAUGCACCAGAACCCUUAUCAGGGCUUGAGGGGAGGAAAAGCAUGACCUCCUCCUUGUCUUAUCACCAUCCCCAUGAACUUCACAGGGUGUCCCAAGGCAGGAUCCUCACCCAGGCAACCUGCUGUAGCACCAAGCAGUCAUAGUGCAAUUUCCAUCUUUCUUCUUUUUUCUCUCCUUUAACUUACUCUUCUCCAGUAGCAACUCCUGCCAUUACAGUGCUUCAAACCCUGCCAAACCUGGCCAUGGAGGUGGAGGCGCCUUCUCCAUCCUCACACCAGCCUUGCCACAAAUGUGCAGGGGCUCCAGUGUCUCUGACCCUUGGAGUACUGCAGCUUCAGCCCCCGGCGUGGUGACACAGGGUUUGUCCCCAGCUCUGCUGUCCUACUGCAGGCACUGGGGUGAGGACAGGGUGCCACCCUGGUGUCUCCCCACAGUUGCUGGCAUGCUGCUUCACCUCUGCCAGGCCAAAGGGCAGCUGGCAAAUGGGGCAGGACACCCAGGCAUCAGGGGAUAAGAAAGGCCAGGCUGCGGUGGGGUCUUCUGCACACUGGGAGCCGUGUGUGGGGAGCAGAUCCAGCAGGAAGCAGCCUGUAGAUAGAGAAGGUGAUGUGGUUGUCACAGACUCUCCCUGGUGUUGAGAUGAUAAGGGAUUGGGACUGACACCCUCCCUGAUGGUUCUCAUGGCAGCCUGGGAAUACGCUGUGAUACCCUUCCAGUGCCAGGACAGCAGCAGGAGUCACCUCAGCUCCUCUCAGAGCAGCUGGUCCUCCCUGUCCAUCACAGGUGUGUGACCUCCCUGCUCACAGAGCUGUCACAAGACUCCAGGUGCCACCCCUACCCUAAAAUCUUGAAAAAAAACUUCCACAGAUGGAACAAAGGAAA
This is a messenger RNA of Prinia subflava (tawny-flanked prinia), 8896 nucleotides long. RefSeq names its product nuclear mitotic apparatus protein 1-like. The record is from RefSeq and is a predicted model, not a curated record. Gene Ontology annotation, biological process: establishment of mitotic spindle orientation. NCBI's taxonomy places the organism in Eukaryota, Metazoa, Chordata, Aves, Passeriformes, Cisticolidae. Gene Ontology annotation, molecular function: microtubule binding. Gene Ontology annotation, cellular component: centrosome; spindle microtubule; spindle pole.